Messenger RNA from Podospora pseudocomata, 1850 nucleotides. RefSeq lists its product as uncharacterized. The record is from RefSeq and is a predicted model, not a curated record. The coding region runs from base 415 to 1602 and encodes 395 amino acids. Gene Ontology annotation, biological process: mRNA 3'-end processing. Gene Ontology annotation, molecular function: RNA polymerase II C-terminal domain binding. Lineage: Eukaryota; Fungi; Ascomycota; Sordariomycetes; Sordariales; Podosporaceae. The transcript has 4 exons.
CAACUUCCCAGAUCCAUUUAAAGCUUCCACAUCCCCAUCUACUUUUCCCAUUUCAUCUCUGCAGCAAACAAACAAAAAACAAACUGCGCAUUCACUCUGUCCCAUCCAUCUUCUCUGCCUGGCCACUACGCCUGGACGUUUGGUAGGAAGUGUAGCUCCUGAUAGUGCGAUUACUCGUGGCAGAGCUCUUGCAGGCCAAAGCAAGCCGCGACGUCCGCUUUCUCAAAGUUCGGCCAUCUGAACCGUGAUUUGAGAGCAAGCUUCUGAUUGGGGACCCAUUCACAACCACCCCAUUAUCAUCAGAUUUAUUGCCCGUCUGCUUCAGUUUCGGCCAUCUUGUGUUCAACCAACCCCCGCAGGCCAUAGCAACACAUCCACACAUUUUAUCUGUUUUCUCAGUCUGUAUAUUCAACAAUGGCAUAUACCAAUGAUGCCGUGUUGUCGAAGCUCUCGGCUCUAAACGAGACGCACGAGAGCAUCGCAACGACAGCUCAGUGGAUCAUGUUCCACAGACGCCAUGCAGCCCAGACAGUCAACCUGUGGCUUGGUAAACUGAAGGACCUACCACCGCCCAAGAGGCUCAACAUGAUUUAUCUCGCCAAUGAGGUGACUCAGCAGAGUAAGGCUCGCCACAAGGAGGAUUUCAUCAUUGCCUUUGCCCCUAUUAUCGCCGAGGCCACGGCGUCGGCAUAUAAGGGUGCCAAUUCCGAGGUUCAGAAUAAGCUUCGCAGAGUUGUGGAUGUCUGGAGGGAUCGCAGCGUCUUUGACAGAGAGACUAUCCAGGGCUUGUAUGAGCGCAUGGGAGAACUUGACAAAUCACGCCCUACUAACAAUGGCGGUACCUUUGGCGGCUCUGGUUUCCACUCGUCAGGCCCACCUGUUCCCUCUGAGCUCAUGCCGUUGGUUGCUCAACACCAGGCCGUCACUAGAAGUGCCACUCCCAUGAAAGCCGCUCUCAGCAACGCCCAGACAGAGUACGAGAAGCUUUCCGACCCAGCCACCGCACAGGCGACGGCGCUGCCUCUUCAGGCGGCUCGUCUGAAUGGGUUGCUCAAGAACCUGGCCAACGCCGAGGGUGCUGUCGCGGAGAGCCUGCGCACCCGAAAGGAGAUGAUCAGAAGCCUAGAGAAGCUUUUGGCCGAGAACCAGAACGCUCUCCAACAGGAGGAGGCUCAGAUGAAGCUGCUCAGCGGCCGCAGGACUGAGAUUGAGCACAAGAAGAACCAGGUCGAGGCAACCAUCCUUAGCGGCCAGGUCACCAAACAGGAGGAUAGAACCUCUACCGAGCCCGAGCCUCCUCAGUUUGAGGCACUGACGCCACCUCCCCAGAGCGAUGCCGACGACGAGCACGUUCAGAGCGACCCUAUCAAAACCGAGCAGAAUGGCAACAAUGGUGUGCCUCAGCAGACCCCCACAUUCCCAGUAGUUGCCCCGGGGAUUGAGAUGCUGUCUAGCGUUGCUGCAAACUACCAAGCUGUGCCUAUCAACGGGUCCAAUAAGAAGCGCAAGGUAGCGCCGUCGGAUGACUUCCCGGAUCUUGGAAACGAUGGCAUUGACGAGGAUGUUAAGGAGAUGUUGCGGAAGGAUGGUCAGAGUGCCUGAGAUUGCUGGGUUCCGACACUGGGUUAAUCUAGGAAACGCGUUUUCUGAAAUCUGCAUACUGGAGGUUUCAUUGCAUUUUGAUUGUGUUUGUAUAUACUCCCCAGACCAGCCACCAACCUAAGAGUGUAGGUAUAACGCUCUAAAUCCUGUGUGUUCUGUUGUGCAAUAAUAUACUUUCGACUGAGCCAACCUCCCAGCCCAUCCAUUAUGCAAAACCCCAACCAACCCAAUUGGUAUCCCAAAACGCC